Messenger RNA from Adineta steineri, 879 nucleotides. Lineage: Eukaryota; Metazoa; Rotifera; Eurotatoria; Adinetida; Adinetidae. The record is from the annotation of a GenBank genome assembly.
AUGACACCAAUAACGAUCGCGAAUGCUCUUGCAUCGACUGUAACACUCAAUGAUGGUACUGUUAUGCCAAUGUUUGGUCUUGGUGUUUAUCGCAUUGACAAUAAUUGUUCCGAUCUAAUAGCCGCGGCGCUUCAGCAAGGCUAUCUGCUGAUUGAUACGGCUGAGUUUUACAACAAUGAACAUAGUGUUGGAGUUGCAAUUAAGCAGAGCGGUAAAAAACGUGAAGAAGUGUUUGUAAUUUCAAAGUGGUGGCCAUCGACUGAAGGGGCAAAAGGAGCGAUGAAAAGUCUCGAUCAAUGUCUGAAAAAUCUCGAAUCAAAUUAUGUCGAUUUAUACAUGAUUCAUGCACCGAAAGAUCACCAUUGUGCUGAUGCAUAUCAAGCACUACUCGAUGCUAAGAAACAAGGAAAAAUAAAAUCACUAGGAGUAGCAAACUUUGGUGUACAUCAUCUGGAAGCACUUGCCAAAUUGGGACUCGAGAAACCGUCUGUGAAUCAGAUUCAGAUCCAUCCAUGGUAUCAAAACAACGACAUUGUCAGGUACUGUCGAGAACACAAUAUCACCGUUAUAGGCUAUUCUCCAUUGGCUAAAGCGAAGAAAAUUGAUGAGACAACUAUAGUUGCAAUUGCAAAAAAAUUAUCAAAAAGUCCGGCACAAAUCCUGAUACGAUGGUCGGUUCAACAUGGAUACGUAACGAUCCCUAAGACAUCUCAAGAAGGUAGACUCAAAACGAAUGCAGAUGUAUUUACUUGGUCCAUUCCUGAUGAAGACAUGAAAACAUUGGAUGCUCUUGGAGAUCAACAAUGGUCGUGUACAUGGGAUCCGACUAAAUACAGUCUUGAAGAAGCUGGCCUUCAAGUGAUCACUAUUCAACAAUAG